Parastagonospora nodorum SN15 is the source of this 177-nucleotide messenger RNA. RefSeq lists its product as hypothetical. Bases 1 to 177 code for a protein of 58 amino acids. The transcript is spliced from 2 exons. Lineage: Eukaryota; Fungi; Ascomycota; Dothideomycetes; Pleosporales; Phaeosphaeriaceae. The record is from RefSeq and is a predicted model, not a curated record.
AUGCCACGUAUGAUUACUGGACUGAACAAGGAUCUUGACCAAGAAUUGGAAGACUGGGGCUUUGCUUUGGAGACAGCUGCCGAAACAUGCAGCUGGGGCUCAUCUUCGCGCUCCAGAUUAUCUGUCGAUGUCUUCCGACACGUGUCAUUUCCUGAAGUGUGCACCGAUCAACAGUGA